This is a messenger RNA of Sabethes cyaneus, 1203 nucleotides long. Its product is annotated as jerky protein homolog-like. The coding region runs from base 1 to 1203 and encodes 400 amino acids. Lineage: Eukaryota; Metazoa; Arthropoda; Insecta; Diptera; Culicidae. Gene Ontology annotation, molecular function: DNA binding. Gene Ontology annotation, cellular component: nucleus. The record is from RefSeq and is a predicted model, not a curated record. The transcript has 2 exons.
AUGUUAACUGUUGCUGGUGAACGAGCAUCUAGCGAUACUGAAGCAUUUACUGCCUUCAAGAAUAGAUUCAUGCAAACUAUACUUGUUAACCAGUAUGAAAAGUGGGAAAUUGAUGAAUCAGCAUUAUUUGUAAAAGUUCUACCGUCACGUUCACUAGCCUUGCACGACGAAGAUAUUACGGAAGGCAGGAAGGUGAUCAAAAACCAUAUUACGUUUAUGCCUUGCUGCAACAUCGAUGGGUCAAACAAGCUUCCACUUUUCUUCUUAGGAGUGGCUGCAAAUCCGAGAGAUCUUCCGAAAGACAAAACCUUGCUUCCAGUUUACUAUAAACAUUCGAAAAAGGCAUGGAUGAACAGAGCUUUGUUCAAAGAGUGGUUUAUUUCAGAGUUCGUGCCUUCAGUAAGAACGUUUGCCGUGAAGAAUAAUCAUGAACCGCGAGCUCUACUCGUUCUAGAUAAUUUUUCUGCCCAUUUCGAUGGAGGCAGCCCGCUUGAAAGUGACGACGGUAAAAUAAAAGUGCUAUUCUUGCCUUCCAACGUGACCUCCUUGGGGCAACCAAUGGACCAGGGUGUUCUUAAUGCGAUUAAGAAACGUUACAAGAAGAAACUACUGGUGCACUUAUUGCUCGACUACAAGGACUUGGUAUUUGAAGAGAGGUUAAAACGAAUUUCUUUGCGACAGAUAAUUGAUUGGUUGCAUCAAUCAUGGGAAGGAAUUUCAUCGAAAACGAUUGAAGACACCGAAGAAGACACAAUGCUCGACGAAGACAUGCGGGUGCUUGUUUCAACGGUAACUAACACGCUUCAAGAUGAACCCCCUAAUGCAAACGACAUCGAAGAUUGGUUAAACGAUUCAAUUCGUGAUGCUAGUGGUAAUUGUUUAGUGAAAGGUUGUGAUAUUUACGAUGAUAACGAAAUAAUCAAUUAUAUUAUGAACGGAUCAACUAUUUCUGAUCUCAAUGAAUCAAAUUGUUCAGGCGGAAACGACAACGAACUAAUUGACGAUUCGAUGGAUAAUCAGAGCUGGAUAACUGUGGAACAUUGUACCGAAGGAGCCGAGAAGCAUGAAAAAGCUAUGGAGUGCAUUGAUUUUCUUAUUGAUUACCUCGAAGAGGAAGAAGAAAUGCUAGAUGUCACUAAAUUGAGUAACAUAAGAAGCAAAUUUAUUGAAAUGGAGUUUCGAAGACGAAGAAUAGACCUGUGA